AGAAGAGAAUAUGCUGUACAUAGACAUAAAGCGAGUGUGGCGGCGUCCUGUGCCGAUUCAAAGAGCCGACUACCUCAUCAAAAAGCAAACCAACAACUCAACAAACAUUACGAGGCUGCAAGGUUGGCGCCAACCUCGUUACCCCUCUCCCUCUACGCUGCAGCUACUCAAGAUGGCAUCGAACCAGACAGUCACCAUAAUCGAAAAGCUCAAUAGCCUCAGUUCAAGGCUAUCUUUGAAAGAUGAUGUUCAAGCUCAUAACGAAGCGUUACAGCUGAGUAAAGAAUUGGCGGCAAGUCUUGAAGAGCCUAAGAAUGCAGCUGUGAAUUUGGCUUUUGCGCCAUUCAUUACCAUAGCUGCAAGAAUCGCUGUCAAUCUUGAUCUGUUCAAGUUGAUUAUUAGCCAUGACGGACCUAUUACUUCCCAGAAGCUCGCCACUCUUUCGGGCGGGGAAGAGCUGCUUAUUAUCCGAGUUUUGAGACCUAUGGCCGCCACAGGCUUCAUCAAAGAGGUUGGGGAGCGGAUGUGGGAGGCCACACCAAUCACCGAAGCCAUGGCAACGGAAGAAAUCGCCGCAGGGCAUAGAAUGGUUGGCGAGAUGAUCGUAGGUGCUGCAACCAAGGCACCCAAAUGGCUCAAAGAAUCCGGCCAUCGUUGCCCCACCAACCCUCAUGAUGGCUUCAUCCAGUACGCUUUCCAAACCAAGUUGAACAUAUUCCAACUUUUCAGCACAAUGCCAGCUAUGAUGAAAGACUUCAACUUGUUCAUGGGGAAUACUAUGGGAGCCAGAGACUAUUGGGUCGAUUGGUUUCCGGUUCAAGAGCGACUCAUCGACGGCGCAAAUAAGGAAUCUGCCCUUCUCGUUGACGUUGGCGCUGGAAAAGGUCACGAUCUUCUUGCAUUCCACAACAGAUACCCGGAUCAGGGACUUCUAGUACUGCAAGACCUGGCCGCCGUGACAGACAACCUUGAAGUUCUCGACCCUUCCAUCAAGCCGAUGGCGUAUGAUUUCUUCACAGAGCAACCGGUUAAAGGCGCACGCUCAUACUUCUACCAUCACAUUCUCCACGAUUGGUCUGAUGAAGUAGGCUUGAGAAUACUAAGUCAGCUCAAAAAGGCGAUGAAGCCAGGCUAUUCGAAGCUUCUCAUUCACGAGAUGAUAAUUCCGGAGCAGGGGGCAUCACCCUUCCACGCCGCGCUUGAUAUGACCAUGAUGGCCUUUAAUUCAGGCAUAGAACGGUCCGAGAGGCAGUGGGAAGAGCUGCUCGACAAGGCUGGGUUCGAAGUUGUGAAAUUCUGGCAGCCUAUGCAAGAGGACGCCGACGGAAUCGUAGAGGCGAUACUCAAGGAAUAGACGAGUAACAUGUAACCACCGACUCGCACAUGAAAGUUCGAUGGCGGACAUACCGACGUGCUUGGAUUUUCAUACUAUUGCUUCCUCGGAUUUAUCGCGGUGGUAAUAUUCUUGAAACAACAUAUUUUUCUCCUUCUCUAUACUUUUUUAAGCUAAGGUUUUACUGAAGAAUGUAAGAAGGGGGACAUGUUGAAUAAUGCGUUCUUGAUUGUAAAAACCGUUGUCAAGUUAAGCUCACGAUUAGUCAGAUCUGUUAGAUCAGUCCCUAGAUUAGUCCGUGAAUUAGUUCGAAAGUCAAUUCAACAAUCUGUGAAAUAAUCAGUAAAUCCGUCCCUAGAUUCAGUUAACAAUCAGUUGAGAGAUCAGCUCAAAAGUCAUUUCUUCGAAUAGU
Annulohypoxylon maeteangense is the source of this 1745-nucleotide messenger RNA. Its product is annotated as putative O-methyltransferase. The record is from RefSeq and is a predicted model, not a curated record. Lineage: Eukaryota; Fungi; Ascomycota; Sordariomycetes; Xylariales; Hypoxylaceae. Bases 11 to 1354 code for a protein of 447 amino acids. The transcript is spliced from 6 exons. Gene Ontology annotation, molecular function: O-methyltransferase activity.